AUGUCUGAGGGGACCUCCAAACCCUCUGGUAGGGUCGUCAACACUACCCACCAAAUGGGAUCUCAACGGGGAACCGAAGAGCAUCCCAAUUCUAACCAAAAAGACAACGGCAAAAACUGUUUGUUUAAAUCGACCAACGCCGGCAGGAACCAGCGCCGCCCAAAUAACCGCAACAACCAAGCAAAAUGGGCACAUAAUGAGUCAAAGCAAGACCAUCAUGGAUCUGGAAAACCGCCAGCAACACGAAAACAACAGCCAAGAGCCGCAGCGCAAAAACCAGCUGACAACAAAAAGGCGGCGUCACAACAAAAACCUUCCACUAACGCAUCUUUUUCUAACGGUUCUCGUGCCCCCAUCAGCCAGCCUUCUAAGCCUGGACCCCAACGUCAAAUUGCGCAUGAUCUUGCGGCCACACAAAAGGUUUCCACAUUGGCAACUGCGCAACCUGCAAAACUCAAUUCAAACAACCCGAGAAAUGGUAAGAAUGGCGGCAACAAGACUUCUGAGCCUCUCGCGAAGAAAGAUGGAAAUGUCAACACCACCAAAAAAAUUCCUUCCAAACCCAAGGGCUCCUGUUAUGAUUUUCUUCAGACUGGGGCUUGUAAGUUUGGGAUCAAAUGCAGGUAUUCACAUAAUCCGGACGUUGCAACUACAACCAGACAAACUCCCAAUACGUCACGGGUAUCACAGGCGUUACAGGAACGACUUGCAGGCGUGAAUGCGAGACUAUCCUCGAAGCCAGCAGUACAAUCAGACUCAGAAUUGCCAGCUCAGGAGGCCACCGUCGACAAAAUAUCCGACCUCCUUUCCAAAACACAGGUUUCGGUCGAGUCAGACCUUUCACCAGUAUCAAACAGCCUGGCCAAGUCACAUACUCCAAACGAACUGGAAACCCCAUCGGCAUCCGUCAGGCUGAAUCCCAAUACAGGAACACCACGACAACCCAAAAAGAAACAGCAAGCUUGGAGACCCUUGGAUAUUAACGCUGUCUCAAAACCUUCUACCACGUCUUUCACUGGUACAUACUCCCAAGCUGCGAAAUCCUCCCCUCCACCGGGGUUUGCUUCUCAUAUUGUAAGAAAUCCACCAUCUCCAGUGAUUCCAUCUACACCAUGGGAGAGUCCAUCGGAUCUCGCAAUUUUGGAAUAUAGCAGUUCUUCGGGGAGAACAUCUCCAAGCGGAUCUAUUGACCCCUCCGUGGAGGUUACCAAUCUUGGAUAUGAAUCAUGGGACAAUCAGAGACUUGUUAUCUGGAUGGACCGAAAUCUCAGCGAUGAGGUAAAGAUCAAGCUCAAGAGGGAUUACAGACCGUAUCUCGAACAAGGUGUCCUCCCUGUUGCCCUUAUAAACAGUAUGGCUGGAAGAAGAAGAAAGGGCAAGGGACAAUUUCCAAAUUUCAUGAAUCUUCCAGCCGAGAUUCGCGAAAUGAUCUGGAAUAUGGCAUUGCGAGACAGCCAACAAGAAGUCCACGUCAAGGUUGAUGCAGUAGACGAAUUUGAUGGAAGCCUCACAGUAAACAUAAGACCAGAAACUGAUUUACCACCAAUCAUGCGAGCCAGUAAGGAAUCCUACUACCUGGGAGUCAAAUGCUACGAUCUAUCUUUCUCAACCAAAAAAUUCGGCGAAGCACUUUGCUGGUUCAAUUUUGCAACCGAUAGCCUUGUCGUACGAGGUGGUCCCUACGAUAUCUUCAGCAAGUACCUUCACACUCGCGAUACCCGACGCUUGCAACACCUCACCCUCCCUAUGAAAUGCUGGAUUGGUAAGACAGACGCAGAGAAAAAGGCAAUCAGGGUGAUGCUCAGCCGAUUCAAGCAUCUCAAACUACUCUCGUGGAUGGCGGGAGAUAGUAAGGACGAUGAGAUGUACACGAAGGAUCCUCAUGUCAUUAGGCGCUUGACGUAUAUGGUCCACGAUGUGUUUAGGGACAGAUGGGGGAAGACAUGUGAGGUUCCUCGAGUCGAGCAGAGGGUUAUUCCCGCGCUACUGGCUAGAAUGUGGGGGAUUGAUAAUUUGCAGAUUUGA
Glarea lozoyensis ATCC 20868 is the source of this 2025-nucleotide messenger RNA. RefSeq lists its product as uncharacterized. The record is from RefSeq and is a predicted model, not a curated record. Gene Ontology annotation, molecular function: metal ion binding. NCBI's taxonomy places the organism in Eukaryota, Fungi, Ascomycota, Leotiomycetes, Helotiales, Helotiaceae. Bases 1 to 2025 code for a protein of 674 amino acids. The transcript is spliced from 2 exons.